Sorex fumeus (smoky shrew) is the source of this 977-nucleotide messenger RNA. RefSeq names its product centrin 3 (gene CETN3). Bases 109 to 612 code for a protein of 167 amino acids. Gene Ontology annotation, molecular function: microtubule binding; calcium ion binding. The record is from RefSeq and is a predicted model, not a curated record. NCBI's taxonomy places the organism in Eukaryota, Metazoa, Chordata, Mammalia, Eulipotyphla, Soricidae. The transcript has 5 exons. Gene Ontology annotation, biological process: spindle pole body duplication. Gene Ontology annotation, cellular component: microtubule organizing center.
GGCGCCGUCGUUGGUGUUGUCCGCUGGCGGUUAGUGAGUGGAAAGGCGUUGCCGCCUUGGCAGGGCUUAAAGUCGUUCUCGAGAAGAACGUCUUUGUCCGGAGAGAAAAUGAGCUUAGCUCUGAGAAAUGAACUUGUAGUAGACAAAACAAAGAGGAAAAAACGAAGAGAACUCUCUGAAGAACAAAAGCAAGAAAUUAAAGAUGCUUUUGAAUUAUUUGAUACUGACAAAGAUGCAGCAAUAGAUUAUCAUGAAUUAAAGGUGGCAAUGAGAGCCUUGGGGUUUGAUGUGAAAAAGGCUGAUGUUCUGAAGAUUCUUAAAGACUAUGACAGAGAAUCCACAGGGAAAAUCACCUUUGAAGAUUUUAAUGAAGUUGUGACAGACUGGAUAUUAGAUAGAGAUCCUCAUGAAGAAAUACUGAAGGCAUUUAAACUAUUUGAUGAUGAUGAUUCUGGUAAAAUAAGCUUGAGGAAUUUGCGACGAGUUGCCAGAGAAUUGGGUGAGAACAUGAGUGAUGAAGAACUUCGGGCUAUGAUAGAAGAAUUUGAUAAAGAUGGUGAUGGAGAAAUAAAUCAAGAGGAAUUCAUUGCUAUUAUGACUGGUGACAUUUAAAGAACUACAAGGAUAAACAAGAAGAAUGUUGUAGUUACCAUCUCAAUUUCUAUUUUUGUGCCUGGAGCCAUGUUUAAAAAAAAAAAGCCAACUUAGUUUUCCCCCACCCCAGAAGAACCAAAAAUAAGCAUCUUAUGUAUUCAUAUUUUGCUACUGCUAAGUUUAUUUGUAUGAAUAGUAUUGUUAGUAGUGUAAUGGUUUAGCUUUGUAUUUAUAAUAUAACUUUUAUAUAAAGUUUUUAAAAAUGUAAUCAUGUGGUAUACAUUCUUUUAAUUUUUUUCAACAUAAGUAGUGACUUUUGGUGUACAAGUUUUUCAGAUUUUUGUUAAUAAAAUGUUUAUUUUAGUAUUUUAAAGUUUAGUGAA